AUGUAUGUGACUUCCCUAAAAGCAAGCAACACCGGUUUUGAUACGUUCGAGACAAGUGUUGCAAAUGAUUGUGAUUUAUCGCUGAUUCACUAUUCGGGAAUCAAAAAUUUGCUCGAAAAAUGCACCAAUGUCAGUCAAUUAUUGCAAAAGGAACUAAUUCAAGUAUUCCAGGAGGAAUACGCUGCCGCGCGAAAUGAACCUGAACUUCCUUUACCUUUGCUGAUUGGGAUCCUAAUGGCCUUUACUAUCAUGAUUCUGUUUGGAACCCUAGGUAGCGCUUUGGUCAUCCUAGUGAUUGCACGGAAAUCAGCAAUGCGUUCGAGGAGUAAUAUGUUCAUUAUGAAUUUGGCCAUCUCCGAUUUGACAUUGUGUUUGUUCACGGAGCCGUUUAAUUUGUUUCAAAUUUGGGCCACACACAAACCGUGGAUUUUGGGGAGUCUUAUGUGUAAACUUCUGGCCAUGUUUCAAGGAACCAAUAUAUUUGUGUCUACAAUCAGUAUUACUGCUAUUGCUUUGGAUAGAUUUCAGUGCAUCAUUUAUCCGACCAUGACAAACCGACGACCACACCAUGUGGUGCGAUUGCUCGUGCUCGUUUGGAUUGUGGCCUUCGUUCUGGCUAGCCCGUUGGCGUUUUUCUCCCACGUGGAUGAAGUGAAGGUUCAGCGCUGUACAGAACGCACGUUCGAUAGAUUGACGCAAAAGCUGAAAGUUAGCUACUACGUGGCCGCGUUAUUCUUUCAAUAUGUGGUUCCCUUACUGAUAGUUAGUAUUGUGUAUUGGAGAAUUGGAUUGCGCAUAAGAAAUCGGCAUUCCCGAGUCACAACGAAGUCGCAUUUUCUGCAGUUGUACGCAGACAAAGAAUUGGUUCCAGUUUCCACUCAAAGGGUUAAUAACCUCAAUAUAGGCAACGAUCGCCCAACAACCGGCCGUUUAAAACUUCCCAAACAAACAGUAACUGAUGGUCCAAAUGCUCCUUCUUCUUGGGUCGAUCGGUUAUCCAAGGGGCAGUCCCCCGAUAAACCACACCUCCUAACACGAUGUAGUCGACUACAGCGAGAGAAUCGGCCCAUUUUGCUGCUCACAGCUAUCGCUGUGGUAUUUGGCACCAGCUGGUUACCACUAAACAUUUUCAACGUGUACAUGGAAUUCCGAGAAAUGAUGGUGGCGAAGCAUUUCCAAUUACCUGGCAUGAUUAGUUUACAAAACUUCAGUUCAGAUACGUAUAACCAGACGGAACUUAUUAAAAGUCAGACAUUGUUGGGACCAGGAACUGUGCUCAUAUUUCAAACGUUUUGUCUAUUUCUCGUCUUGAGUUCCGCUUGUUUCAAUCCAGUUCUGUAUGGUUGGUUAAACGAGAAUUUCCGCGCCGAGUUUCGAAACGUAUUUCGCACUCGAGUGCGCUCCGGUUGCCUUGUUCGAUCGUGUGCACACACUGGGCAUUUGGAAUCCGGACAGUUUCCGGAUGCACAAAACGCACCAGCUGAUUUGAAUAAAUAUGUCAUUCAGUGGGUUCUAUCCCCACCUUACUAUUCAUCCUGUCGUAUAGACAGUUCGAUUAGUUCAGAUGAAGUUGUACAGAACAAUGCGAAUAACGGUAUCCAUCUUUAUUCGAGACCGACAAACUCAUUCAAUCCGGUCGACGAAUCGGAAUUUGUGGUCAGCACUAAAGCAGGCGCACUGGAUUGCGCGGUAAUGAGGAAAAAAUAUAAUCAUUCGAGUUUGGAUAAUAGUCGGCCCACGAAUUCGUCAUCCUCUUUUGCUAUGGAUAUUUCUGAUCGGAUAUUCUUUGUGGACAGCGAAAGUGAUCGGUUAGAAAUCGAACGAGUAAACGAGUCCUUAUUGCAAGCCCUUGCGCAAAAUAACGACGGUCAGGACACUAUUCCGGAAGUGGAUCCCAGACCAGAACAACAGCAACAACAAAGUUGGUGCUCAGUGAUAACGGCCGUGUGA
Echinostoma caproni is the source of this 1950-nucleotide messenger RNA. Lineage: Eukaryota; Metazoa; Platyhelminthes; Trematoda; Plagiorchiida; Echinostomatidae. The record is from the annotation of a GenBank genome assembly.